AUGCUAAAAGAACGAUUUCCAAAUCUAGCCGGUGAUGAAUCCGCACGGGAUGCUCAGGAUACUUUGGCAUCGUUUCAACCGCUUAUCAAUAGUCAAUGUAGUGAACAAUUGCGGUUCUUCCUGUGCUCCGUCUACUUCCCAAUGUGCAAUGAAAAGAUUCCACAACCCAUAGGUCCAUGUCGGCCGCUUUGCGAGUCUGUAAGGGACAAAUGUUUGCCACUUUUGAAGGAUUUUGGUUUUUCAUGGCCAACGCAAAUCGACUGCAACAAGUUUAUUUUAGUUAGUACAAACAAAAUCUCGAUUCAUAGAUUACUAUUAGAUAUGUUUGCUUGUUUACAAUGGAACUUUUCUCUAGAAAACAAUAAUGAGGAUAUGUGUAUGCGAGGACCAAAUGAGGAAGGUGUAAUCGCCAAGACUCCAGAAGAAGAGAAAGAAGAAUGUCCACCUGAACAUAUCUAUGUAAAUCGAAGUGGGCGGUGCAUACCCAUCUGCGCUGCUGGACAAGGGAUCAAGCAGGUGGGCAAAGUUCAGACUGAUCGAGAAUCCGCCUCCACAGCACUUUUUGUUUUGUCAAUCAUUAGUCUGGUAGUCACAGCUAUAUGUGUCUUAACAUUUGUUAUGAGACGCCAUUGCCUUACUGCUUUGCCGGAGACGAGUUUACUGUGGACAGCACUUUCGUUCGCGUUAAGUUCUAUCGUCUACCUCUUCAGUUUACUAUAUCGCGAACAAAUUUCAUGCACCGAUUAUUCUUCCCAUCUGCUUUUCGUUGUUGGUGAUUUUCCACACACCCCA
Messenger RNA from Strongylus vulgaris, 792 nucleotides. The record is from the annotation of a GenBank genome assembly. NCBI's taxonomy places the organism in Eukaryota, Metazoa, Nematoda, Chromadorea, Rhabditida, Strongylidae.